UCAGCGGUGAGGCCAGACCAGCGCCGCGAUGACGGUGUCGUACCAGAACGAAGUGGCCUCGUCCACGAGCGGCGGCUUCACGCGGUUGCUGGUGAAGUGGCGCGGCUCGCUCUACAAACUCAUCUACCGCGAGCUGGCGCUCUUCUGCAUAGCCUACGCGGCCGUCAGCGUGAUCUACUGGAGGCUGAUGGAUGAGGCGCAGAGGCGGACCUUCGACCUUCUCCGGGCGUACUGCAACACCUUCAUCAACCUGAUCCCGCUGUCGUUCGUGCUCGGCUUCUACGUCAGCUUCGUGGCGCAGCGCUGGUGGCAGCAGUACAUGGCCAUCCCGUGGCCGGACAAGAUCCUGCACGCGAUCGCGCUGUACGUGCGCGGUGUGGACGAGAACUCCCGGAUGAUCCGGCGGACAAUGGUGCGCUACCUGAACCUGUCGCUCAUCCUGCUGCUGCGCUCCAUCUCGUCAGCCGUUAAGCGACGUCUGCCCACGCUCGAGCACCUCGUCGAGUCCGGUUUCAUGACGGCCACGGAGCUGGAGGAGUUCAGCAGCGUACCCAGGAAGGAGUUCAACACCUACUGGAUCCCCUGCUGCUGGUUCGUCAGCUUGCUGAGAGAGGCGCGCAUCACCAACCACGUGAUCGACUCGCAGGGCCUGAAGCUCAUCGUUGAGACCUUCAACGAGUACCGAGCCAACUGUGGAUUGCUGUGGAGCUACGACUGGGUCAGCAUCCCCCUGGUCUACACUCAGGUUGUCACCAUCGCCACGUACGCGUUUUUCGUGGCGUGUCUGGUGGGCAGGCAGCAGGAGGCGGGCCAGACGCUGCACGCGUCGGACGCCGGUCAGCUGGAUCUCUACAUUCCGCUCUUCACCGUUCUCCAGUUCCUCUUCUACAUGGGUCUGCUCAAGGUGGCAGAACAGCUGAUCAAUCCAUUCGGGGAUGACGACGAAGACUUUGAGUUGAACUGGAUCAUUGACAGGCACGUGAAGGUGUCGUACCUGAUCGUCGACUCCCUGAACGUGCGCCGGCCGCCGCUCGUCAAGGACAUGUACUUCGACGACCCGGGUCUGACGCUGCCGUACACAGAGGCGUCCGUCCAGUACAAGAUCCCGACGUACCGCGGAUCAGUCGACAGCAUGAAGGUGCCCGAGAGGCAGCACACGAUGGUGCUGCCCGAGAUCAAGGAGGAGCAGGACGAGAGCGGCGACGAGGACGGUGCAUUCUUCGGCUCCACGUCGCUCGGCAGCAUCGCCGCUGAGAACGGCAUGAUGGACGGUCGUGACCCGCGCGUGGGCGCUGUGAGCGUGCCGGACGAAGCGCUGCUCUCCGGACGCAGUCGCACCUCCUCCAGCAGCACGGCGUCAAAGAUGCGGCCGCAGCGCCACUCGGAAUCAGCAGGUAGCUGUGGCUCGACGAGCGACGAGGCAGUGCUGCGGCGCCACUGCCUGGCGCCGAGCGGCGGCGCGGUGGAGCGCCACACCUCCAUGUCGGCGCCGAACCGCGCCGAGCGCCGGCUGCCCAAGCGCUCCGUCUCCUGGCAGUCGCCGCACCUCAUCCCGGCGCGCUGGCGGCGCCGCAAGCGCGCCGAGGUCAUCUGGCACCCCCUGCCCGACAUCCAGCGUGCCAACACCUCCAGUCUCGAGCGCAAGCACAGCCUACCCGCGCCGGCCAACAAGCGGGUGCAGAUCGUAGCGCCCUCGGAGCUUGACGAGCUGCCGGGCCGGACGCCGCCGCCGCCACCGGCACCCUCGCCCAGUCAGCGGCGCAUCGACGCUCAGCAGCAGGCGCACUGCAAGCGGCCGUAG
Molecule: messenger RNA, 1801 nt
Organism: Pollicipes pollicipes
Lineage: Eukaryota; Metazoa; Arthropoda; Thecostraca; Pollicipedomorpha; Pollicipedidae
Product: bestrophin-4
Exons: 12
Coding region: 29-1801 (590 amino acids)
Molecular function (GO): chloride channel activity
Source: RefSeq, a predicted model, not a curated record